Messenger RNA from Xyrauchen texanus (razorback sucker), 4764 nucleotides. RefSeq names its product CREB3 regulatory factor-like. Gene Ontology annotation, molecular function: RNA polymerase II transcription regulatory region sequence-specific DNA binding; DNA-binding transcription factor activity, RNA polymerase II-specific. Gene Ontology annotation, biological process: regulation of transcription by RNA polymerase II; response to unfolded protein. NCBI's taxonomy places the organism in Eukaryota, Metazoa, Chordata, Actinopteri, Cypriniformes, Catostomidae. Gene Ontology annotation, cellular component: nucleus. The transcript is spliced from 9 exons. Bases 101 to 2194 code for a protein of 697 amino acids. The record is from RefSeq and is a predicted model, not a curated record.
AACAAAACGAAGAGGAAGACUGCGUAGAUAGAGAAGAAAUUACAUCAAGUUUUCCUAAACACGAAUAAAUUCGGAGUUGCAAUCUUUAUUUUACUAGUAUAUGGGUAACUUAAAGAGAUUGACAGAAAAAAACAGGCGGCUUAGACAGGAGAAGUGGCAGAAACGUUUCCAUCAACAAACUGAAGAUCUGUGCUUGGCAAUGCCUCAGCCCAGCAUUAGCGGAAUGGACCCUCUCUUUGGGGAUGCCUUUCAAAACUGCACAUUUGCUGACCAGGCACUGACCAGCACAGACCAGUUGGCCAACAGCUUUGACCCAGACUUCAUGUAUGAACCGGACAGGGAUAUUAAUUGUCGCCAGAGCCCAAGAGGAGACUUGGACAGCAUGGAUAAUCUACCUGAGCUGGCAGAUAAUGACCCAGCCUACAGUUCAAACUUUGAGCAGUGGGACACAUACUGGGAAGACUUGACCAAGUACACUCGUCUCACUAGUUGUGAUAUCUGGGGCACCAAGGAAGUAGAUUUCCUGGGCCUUGAUGAUUUCUCCAGCCCUUAUCAGGAUGAGGAGGUCAUAGGACAGACCCCCACCCUGGCCCAGCUCAACAGUGAGGACUCGCAGCCUGUUUGCGAAACUCUUUACCAUCCAGAUUUGUUGGUGGGUCAAAAGCAGCUUUUGCUUCCACCUUCUAACAUGGCCAAGAAGAGCAACAGACUCACAAACUCUACAACCAGCGCCUCAAUGAGUCGCAACCCUCUGCCAGACUUUGCCGAGGGAUCCCAGAAAGCCACCUGGCCUGUUCCCUCCAGCACUGAGACAAUGGCCAUGGCCCAGAUGCAGGGGCCUAGCAAAGCCCUGCCUGGGCUGGACAAUAUAGAUUAUGUACGCAAAGCCAAGGUUCGGAUCAGCGUACCACGCAAACCUUUCAUGGAGAGCUCUAUCCGGAAGGUUAGUGUUUCUGCAAUCUCCCCUCUAGUCCAGGAGCACGAGUCAACUGCUUCACUGGUCCAUGAGGACCUGGUCGCCACCACUAACUCAGCUUCCUCCGUCAGCUCCUUGGCUUCUGAAAAAAGACUGGAGACCCCUAAAAGAGUGGAACCCGCUGUCCCUGUCCCUGAGGUAGGGUCACCAAGGGAAGUGCCACCCAAAUUACACAUUCCUGCAGCUGUCGGCAGUGAAACCUUGCUCACCAUGAGUGCCCUUGGAGUCGACGCUUCUGCUGCUGACAAAAAGGAGGAGGAAGAGCACAACUACUCAUUCUUAAACAGGGCCAGGCUGGCAGGGAAAGCAACUGCUGACAUGGAAGAAGAGGAAGAUGAAGGGGAAGAUGAGGAAGAAGAGGAAGAAGAGGAGGCACUGGACCUUGAUGAUGAAGACCAUGAUGAAGGGUUCGGCAGUGAACGUGAGCUCUCUGAAAAUGACGAGGAAGAGGAUGAGGAUGAUGAGGACUAUGAGGGUGACAAAGACGAUUAUGUUAGCGAUGCAUUCUCAGAGCCAGGAUGUGAUACUGAUAUGGCAGAAGAUGUCAAAAGCCUUACGCCUGGGAUUUCCCGGAAAAGGGGUAAGCGUCGAUACUUUUGGGAGUACAGCGAGCAGCUGAUUCCAUGCAAACAAGAGCGCAUGCUCAAACCCUCCGAGUGGGAUAGAGACACUCUGCCCAGCAACAUGUACCAAAAGAAUGGCUUGCACCAUGGAAAAUACGCAUUGAAGAAAUCACGGCGGACUGAUGUGGAAGAUCUUACUCCAAACCCACGAAAGCUGCUCCAGAUUGGCAAUGAACUUCGGAAGCUCAAUAAAGUCAUUAGUGACCUGACGCCUGUUAGUGAGCUGCCCUUGACUGCUCGCCCUCGCUCUCGAAAGGAGAAGAAUAAGCUUGCAUCCAGGGCCUGCAGACUGAAGAAGAAAGCUCAGUAUGAGGCUAACAAGGUCAAGUUAUGGGGACUUGGCACUGAAUACGAUCGAUUGUUGUUUGUGAUCAAUGCAAUCAAAGAGGAAAUAGUCAACAGAGUUCAGGAUAUCUCACAUGACAAAGGAACAAGCAUGACCGAGAAGCUGGACAAACUCAUUGAGGAAACUCUAGUGCAGCCACCAGUGGCCACCCAGACUUCAGACUUCGUGAAUCAGAUCCUGGAUAACACUGGCAAAGGGGAUCCCACCGGAGGCCUGGUGGGGUUGCGUGUGCCAACAUCGAAGGUGUAGAGUCGGGCCGACCUCGGAGCACACACAAAGCCAUCUGCGCCAUUCUUGUCCAACACUGUAACGGCCCAAAUCUCUGCAUGUCCUUGUCACUUGGAGACGAAUCCUCUCAUGUUAAGUGAAUACAUGCAUACGAUAAUGCCCGAUUGUGUAUGCGUAUGCAUAUACUCACCUCUUGCACACCGAUGGAAAUGAAACUAGUAGUUAAGCUCUGCACUUAGUAAUCUGUUUCCUACCAUGUGUGGAUGUGGCUGGUAUCUCCAUCAACAGGCCGCCAUGUUGCAAAUAUGAAAGCCAAUAUACAACAUACCUCCAAAAAACGAGAGAGAAAACAAGCAAAAUGAUGAGCACCAGUUCUUGCUGUAGUCAUUUAUCUUUUGAGUUCAGCUAAAUCUCUCAAAUGCCCAUUAAAAGGGAUAGUUCGGCCAAAAAUGUGAACAUUGAAACCAAGAUUUUUCAUUUUUGGGUGAACUAUCCCUUUUAGAGUUGUAUAAAGCAGAGGCGAACUCUGCUGACAAAUAAUAGAGGCAUUUGAUUUAGCUGUCAAAAUAGGUGCAAAUGCAGACUUUGAGUUGUUUAACACGGCACGUACGAUUUCACCCUAGUUCGGCCUAGCUUUUUCACUUAUUAAACACUCAACCAAGGACAGAAGUGUCCAGGUGGAAUUCCUGUAAGGCUUUGUUUUUCCUACUGUUGUACCGAGGCAUUUUGUGGAUCAAUCUAGAUAGACCUUUACACGGCAACUAUAACAAUGGCGAGGCAAAUAAUGAAUUACGUAAAUAUCAAUGUUUAACCAAGAACAGCUUGUAUUUACUGAUGUUCUGUGUAUAUAAGUAGGACAUGGAUGAGUCAAGAGGGUAUUAGGUGCGGAAAUUGGCCUUGGGCACCCUUUUCCAUAGUCUUGUGAUUGUCUCAGGGUUGAGAGACAAAGAGAGAGCAGAUGGUCAGUUCAACCCCAUAUUGUAAAUAGACAGAAUAACUAGAUAACCAUAAGAAACCUUUUCCUUUAUAAGCUUUAGUCGAAGUGCCCUCGCAUCAAAUCACCCUUGAUGUUAUUUUGCAAAGAUUCAGUGAAAGGGGCUUAAAAUUGAUUCCUAGAUUGGGUUCUGUUUAUAUUUGUACUGUAUAAAAGUAAGAUUCAUUGUGCCUUGUAAUUGCAGAGUUAAUAAAACUCAAUCGAAAGCAAAUGGACCAUUUUGCAGAAGGCAAGAAGUCGAGUCAUUACAGGGGGAAGUCGCACUUGGGGGUUUGUAAUGUAUUUCAGCUCUUUAAAGAUACUCUGAAUGUACAUAGGAACAUGGAAAAAAUAGAAAUAUGCCACAGAGUCUGUGCUUUGUAUCAUAAGAUGGCUCUGACAAAUAUUUACUUUGGUUUUCGGUACUUCAUUUAAGAUGCGAGGAAAUAUUAUCUUAUAAAAUACAGAAAAAAGAAACAAGAUUUGCACACUAUAUUUUGAUUGUUUUGUUUUUGUACCAAAGACACAUGCAACUUAAAAUGGCAACUAGCCAGUCUAAGUAAGGUUUUGCACAGCUUACCUGACACCGUAUUGAAUGUAGGACAAAUGGUAGGGUCAGGGAUUUUUACCGAACUGUGAAAUUUGUUUGGGUCCAAUUCUCUUCAGAAAGAAGCAUUGAUUUGCAUCCUUGUAGAAUUUUGUACUGUUCUAGUGUUAUCAGAUAUCUUGCUUGGAAAAGUUAGUACCUAGUUAGUUCUGGCAGUUCAGUUUCCCCUCCACGAAGAUUUGUUGCAAAUUUAAAAAGUAAAUGAACUAUUAAGUUAAAGGAGAUGCUUCUUUUUUGCCCAUUUAAGACUUGAUCACAAACCAAACGGUGUACCAUUCUUUAAGUAGUUACAUUUGUAGAGGAGAAUGCAUAUAUGAAAUUGAGUCCUUGUCUUGUUUAUAAUUUGUAUACGCAUUUAUCCGUGUGCACAUCAAUAUUAAGAUAUGCCACGUUUUUAAAUUAUGUUACUUCGCAUGUAACAUUUAUAUGGUCUGUCUUCUUACUCUUACUUUUGAGUAUUCUUGAAAAACUGAAAGAGAAAAAGUUUAAUUCUGUAUAUUGUUGUUGAGAUUGCCUUAAUCUUUCCAUUCUGCGUUGUCCGUAGGAAUAAGAAGAUUUUUGAGAGCACUUACCCUUCAAAGAAAAUUCUUUGUUGUUUAAAGAGGAAUGGUCAGUUCAAAUUCUCAUCCCAAAAAGUUUUUAUUACGAAAAUGAAAUACAGUUAUAGCCCCAAAACUUAAAGUUAGUGGGGAGUUACUUUCGCAGGUAACAAGUGUAAACAUCUUGAAGGGAUAGCUUUACCUUGUCGACAUAUUUUUCUGGCUGCUGCGAUGACUUGGGUCAUUCUGAAAAAUCUCCUAUUGGUGCAGUUGUAUAGUUUGCUAAAUGUGUGUUAAAGUGACUUUAUUCUUGAUCCUGAAAUUUGUUCCAAUAUCAUUUUUGAUUAAAGAAGGGAGGAUAUUUUUUCCUUUAACAUCAAAAGAGUUUUGUAAAGAUAUUUUUCUUUAUUUGCUUUUGGUAGCAUAGUAAAGAUCCUAUAUACCGUCCAAUGUGUAGUUAUUUCAGUUGUUG